Ziziphus jujuba (common jujube) is the source of this 1237-nucleotide messenger RNA. RefSeq lists its product as uncharacterized. NCBI's taxonomy places the organism in Eukaryota, Viridiplantae, Streptophyta, Magnoliopsida, Rosales, Rhamnaceae. The record is from RefSeq and is a predicted model, not a curated record. The transcript has 3 exons. Bases 300 to 1043 code for a protein of 247 amino acids.
AAGCCAAAGAAGAACGGCCAAGUCUACAUGACUUGGUGCAACUUCUCUACUUUCAGUUUCAAGUUUCUCCCAACCACCCCAGAAAAAAUAUUUUCUUUUCUUUCUUAAAGGGAACUUUCUAGUUCUGGUCGCAUAUGAUUCAGCUACCUUUUGUUUUUCACUCUUCUCAUCUCCUUAAAACUCGUUACUUUUAGAGAAAAUAGAAAAAAAAUAAAUAUUGAGAGAAGGAGCAAAGAAAAUUACGAGGAACAGAAUUAGAAAGAAAAGAAAAAGGAAAACAAGUGGGGAAGAUAUCAUAUAUGGCUUGCUUUAUGCCUUUCAACAAUAGAAAUUUGGAUGUAAGCUUUUUUGCCUUCAGGCCAACAGUAGUACUUGUUGAUGAUCUUCUUGAUGCGCUCAAACAUUUGUCUCUUUGCACUGAGACUCUUGGUUGUGUUCAGAGUUCUUUGAUUCAGAGCAUCCAUGGAAAUAUGAUCAUAUGGUAUGGAGCAUGGCUCAAGAAAUCUUCUGAGGACAAGGAGUCAUUAACCGUAACCCUUAUCUCAAUGUUAAAAAAUAUAUCAAGCAUGGCAAUCUUAGUAGAACAUACCUUCUUUGAUGCAUAUGCUGGAGAAUCAAGGGAUGGCUCCUCUGCUGCAAAAUUCUACAGAGGUGACACAAUCUCCAUAAGCUUAGCAGUCCCUUCCUCAGGCGACUUUGAUGAUCUCUCCUAUGCCUGCUUAGCGCUGUUCAAAUCCCAUUUCCUGAAGAUGGAUGGCGUAUCUGCCGGAGUUUGCUUGAAAUGCAAAACCACCAAGCCAACAAUAGCUUGCUUUUACGUGUGGAAAUCUCUCCAUUCUUGUUACUCAUGGAUUCUGAGCAGAGACCUAAGGAAGUCAACGCUUCCCUAUCUUGAACGCUUUGGUCUUGAUAUUAAGUAUGACAUUUUUCGGGUAGUGUAUGUUAGUGGUGACAAUGCACUAAAUCUUCAAUUCUUCUCUCCUCAUCAAAUGUUUGAACAAGAAGGAGACAGCAAAGAACCAAGGCGGAUCAUGCAAAACUGAAAAAGGAAAAAAAUGGAAAGCUGCUCGGAAUGUAGGCACACACACACACACACACACAUAUAUAUAUAUAUAUAUAAUUUUUUUUUUUAUGGCCUUGUAAAUAUGAUCAUAUGAAAUGAUUUGAUUAGUUCUACCAACAAGAUGAAGACAUUCAUGGACCAUUUUGAUUAAGCUAAUCAGGUUGAUUCGAUUAA